UUGUAACAACCAGAUGAGCCUUUAAAUCAUGGACAAUCCAAGAUUCAGGACCCAGUGUAAAGUCCGAUUGUGUUCUGAGUGUCAGGGGGACACAGAAUACUACUGUAACACAUGUAAACUUGACCUUUGUCUACCGUGUAAAGAGAGACAUUUUAUUGAUCUACACACCAAACACGACGAUGUUGUGAUUUACCGUGAGAAAUAUGAAUACAUUACAAAACAAGAAACUUGUGUGAGACAUCGGGGCAUAUUUUAUCAUGAGUACUGUCUUUCCUGUAAACUUCCGAUCUGUUUCCAAUGUACAGAACACAGAAAUCACCAAACAAUUGAUAUUAGAACAGCAUACAAAACAAACCGUCAAAAACACAGAGAAACUAUUCAAAGCAUCAGAAGUGAGACUCUCUAUAACAACAGUUUUGUUCUGACAGGAAUCAGAUCUAAUACAAAAACUUUUCACCCAGAAAUCUUCCACAAUCAGUCAGAGAUGUUAAUAAAAGCCCAGAAACUAAGGAACCUCAUAGACACUGUGAUGUUUGAUGUUAAAAUCAGACUCAAAAGAUUUAUUCAAAGUUUACAACACCAGAAGAGAAAAACAAACAGACAUCUUACCAGUCUAGAAAUCUUUGAGCUCAGAUCUUACCAUUUGGCUAAUAGACCGAUAAAAUUCAUCAUGUUACGAAAGAAAACUCGUGUACACAAGUUAAAGGACACUCCUAGUCUGACCAAAUACGCCCUGGUCUGCUUGAAUGAAGAUUUAAACAAGAAGGAUGUGACUGAUUUACUGGGUGAAAUCCAAAUCAUAGAGACAGGAAAAAGACAAGUAAGAAAUGAAAGUCUGCUGAAACUGAUGUCUAAACCUGUUUUACACAGGUCUGUCCCUGUGUCAGGUGCAGUAUAUCAUAUUUCCUGUGUAACACCAGACCAGGCCUGGAUCAGUGAUGGUAAAAAUCUUAUCUUGAUAAACACGGAGGGUGACAAACUACAUCAUCUGAUGGAUGUAAUUAGAAUUUGGGGACAACACACGGUAAACCUUACCGGAGAUCUUAUUUACAUAGACAGGGGUAGUAACAUUAUCAAACUCUCUAAAGAUAACAUAGCAAAAUAUACACUGAUAAAGGAAACAGAACCACUGUGUAUCUACUCCUCCCACCUCAACGGCGAUUUGCUGGUCGGGAUGCGGUCUUACAAAAAAGGCAUAAAAGAACGCUUCAAUGAAGUAGGGCAACACAAACAGACAAUACACUAUGGCAACACAGGCCAGAAACUGUAUUAUGAUCCUAUCUACGUCACAGAGAACCAGAAUGGAGAUGUUAUUGUGUCUGACACUGGCCGUUGUGUAGUAGUGACAGAUCGUGGAGGAAGACACCGUUUCUUCUACACAGGUCCUACAUCAGGAUCAGAACUAUUUCCACGAGGAAUCUGUACAGACGCACUGUCACACAUCCUGGUGUGUGAUGGUAACACCAACGCAAUUCAUAUGAUUGACAAGAACGGUCACUUCCUGUUAAUGAUACUGACACGACAACAAGGGAUACAUGGACCAAUGGGCCUGAGUUAUGACAACAAAACUCAUCUUCUCUGGGUUGGAUUUUACUACGGGGAAAAGAAAGUGCGUGUAUGCAGAAACAUAGAGAGGCAGGACUAUCUACAAUACAUAACAAACCAAAGUAAAAUAGAUAUAUGACAUUACGCAUUCUGUCCUGA
Messenger RNA from Saccostrea cuccullata (small rock oyster), 1704 nucleotides. RefSeq lists its product as uncharacterized. Gene Ontology annotation, molecular function: zinc ion binding. The transcript has a single exon. NCBI's taxonomy places the organism in Eukaryota, Metazoa, Mollusca, Bivalvia, Ostreida, Ostreidae. The coding region runs from base 29 to 1684 and encodes 551 amino acids. The record is from RefSeq and is a predicted model, not a curated record.